Molecule: messenger RNA, 1961 nt
Organism: Spodoptera frugiperda (fall armyworm)
Lineage: Eukaryota; Metazoa; Arthropoda; Insecta; Lepidoptera; Noctuidae
Exons: 11
Coding region: 335-1888 (517 amino acids)
Biological process (GO): transmembrane transport
Molecular function (GO): transmembrane transporter activity
Source: RefSeq, a predicted model, not a curated record
CCUAGCAAAGAAUCGAACUAAAUAAAUAUACAUAAUAGUGGCUCUCUACAGCAGUCUAUGCCAGAGCGUGGUGCGCGGGAGACGUUUCCAAAAAUGUGCUAAAAAAAUAAUAAUUUUCAAACAAAAAAAUAUUAUUUUUCCGUCCUAAAUAAUUAUGUGGUGUAUAUUAUAAACUGUUUUAGUUAAAUGUUUUUUGCAACUAAAUUUUAUUAAUAUUUUUUUUAAAUUGGUUCUGUGAUUAUUUCGUUUUUUUUUUAAAUAGAGUCAGUGAUAUUCUAGAGGAGAAAAUGUUUUGAAUUUUUUUCGUGAUAACAGGGUACAAAAAAGUUUGAAAAUGACUUCAAAAUCUAACACAAAGCAGAGUGGACGCGGGGAUGUAGUAAGCAAUAGCGUUGUCAACAUAACAAGCAAUGAAGAAAAAGACAGGAUAUAUACUUAUGGUGAAGCCAUCAACCUCGCGGGCAAUGGGUCCUACAGCCUAGGUCUCCUAGCGACGCUGAGUGUGUGCACACUGGCGAUGGGAGUGGACAUGUUCGGCUUCUCCGUGGUGGUGAGCGGCUGCACCUGCGACUUCGGGCUGGACAUCAGCCAGACCAGUGUGUUGCUCUCCAUGCCUUUUGUUGGUCCCAUAGUAAUGGCGUAUCCAUGGGGCUAUAUCUCCGACACCCAGGGUCGGAGGAGGAGCCUCCUCAUCGCCAUGUGGGUCAGCUUCGUGGUGUCCACCAUCGGAGCCUUCUCUCCCAACUGGGUGGUGAUGGCUGUGCUGAAGUUCAUUAGUACUAGUUUAUGCAGCUGUGCCCAAUCAGCUUCAUACACGUUGCUGGGAGAAUCCUGCGCGGAGAGAGCGAGAGACGCGUACAUGCUGAUCAUGACCAGUGUUCUGGACUUCAGUCUGGCUGCUUAUGUUGUGGUAGCUUACUUCAUCCUAAACCUAGACUUCUCCUACGACAUGGGUUUGAUCACGUUCACUCCCUGGCGUCUCCUGGCACUCGCUCUGGCACUCCCCCUAGGGCUGGGAGCCUUCGGGACUCUGUUCUUCUACGAGAGUCCCAAGUUCCUGGUCAAUGUGCAGCGGGAGGACGAGGCAAUAGAGAACUUGAGGAAAAUGUGGGAGAGGAAUAAUGGGAGAGGAGAUAAGUAUCCGGUAAAGAAAAUAAUCCUAAAUGAAAUAGGCAACGAGCGUCGCAAGGAUGUGUCCCUGGUGCAGUCGCUGUGGGAGCAGAUAGUGCCACUCUUCAAACCUCCGCUGCUCUGGAAGAGCAUCAUGCUGUACUUCUUCACUGCUGUCAUAUUUAGCACUAACAACAGCUACUUCAUCUGGUUCCCGUACCUGGCGGAGAAGUUCGCAGCCGGCCUGGACUCCAUGGCGCACUCCGAGGAGACCGGCCUCUGCAACCUGAUCGUCAGCAACAACAACCUCACUGAUGCCGACUUCGAAUGUAAAUCAACAAUGGACAUCAGCCUAGUGUGGGCCAGUCUAGCACAGGGCGUCACCUUCGUGGUGAUCAUGCUGGUCAUCACGAAGCUAGCCUACAGGAAGAAAGCCCUGAUGAUCAUCGUCAUGACGUUCUCGGGGCUGUCAGCCGUCGCUGCUUCUCUUGUCAAGGAUAACCUGACCAGUUUUGUCAUGUUCUUCGGUCUGCUGACGAAUGAGCUGUGCAUUGGCAUCAUUUAUACGUAUUUUGUGGAUAUGUAUCCCACUUCUUAUAGGGGCAUGGCAGCGUGUAUCGGAGUGAUGGUGGCUCGGCUGAGUGCUCUCGGCGGGGUCAACGUCCUGGGAGCCUUCAUCAUGACCCACUGCACCACCAUGUUCUACGCCUGUGGGGGUCUUAUGUUAGUUGCAGCCGCAUUCUCCUGUCUAUUACCGCCAGAUAUACGGAAAAAGUAGUUAAAUAUUUUAUAGUUCUAACAGUAUUCUUCUAUUUUGUAAGUUUUUGUGUAAAUAAAGAUGAUUCCAAAGA